CAAGGUGUGUAGGGAAGCGCGAUCUGUAAAGUUUUCGGCACUUUGAUGGGAGGCGAUAAUUCUAAGCUUGGUUAUCGUAAUGCUGUCAUACAACUCACUACAAAGACUCAGCCAGUGGAUUCUAAUGAUAAUAACUUCUGGGACCAAUUCUGGACUGAGUAUCCCAUGUCAAUCCAAGAUAUUUUCGCCCUUAUUCCCGCAGCUGAAAUCCGAGCUCUAAGAACAGAGGCUCCUAAUAACCUGGCAACUCUCUGUUAUAAGGCUGUUGAGCGGAUCUCACAGGUCGCUGAGUCGGCAUCACUAACAUCAAAGGAUCAGCUUACGGUUCUUAACUGUACCAGAUUACUGACUAGAUUAUUACCGUACAUAUUCGAAGAUAUUGAGUGGCGAUCGUUUUUCUGGUCACCACUUCCAGCUGAUCCUUCUUCGGUUAGAGAAGGCGAAUUUGUACCUUUAGCUCAAAGCUUACUGUCAGCACUUUGUGAUUUACUGUUCUGCCCAGAUUUUACGGUGAAUUCCAUAUCUAAAACUGGGCCUGAUGGCCCAGAAGAUAUGCAUACCAUUGACAGUUGUGAGUAUAUCUGGCAAUCCGGUGUAGGGUUUGCACAAACCCCAGCAGCAAACGCUGUCCAUGAUUCUAAUCGAACAGAAAUUCUGAAACUUAUUUUGACCUGUUUCUCUGAGACAAUGUAUUUGGAACAAGAAGAAGCGCAUCGAAUCGAAAAUAAAUGGGUGACAUUUUUUACAAGUACAGCCAACAGACAUGCAUUACCAUUGUUUACGUCUUUGUUGAAUGUUGUUUGUGCAUAUGAUCCAGUUGGUUCAGGAUUACCUUACAAUCACCUAAUGUUUUCAGAUUCACGUGAACCUUUAGUUGAAGUGGCUCUACAGAUUUUAUGUAUAACUUUGGAACCAGAUACUGUGAUAUCCACUCCUACAUAUUCAAAUGCAUCACUUAGAGAUACAAACUCUACUCAUAGUCAUCCAUGCUCAGAUGCAGAUGAACAAGUUAGUUUAAAUGGUACUCGGACGAUAAGUCAAAACAGUGGUGGAGCAGGUGAUGUAUGGAAUAAUGAAAUCAAUCUGUUUGUGAAUUAUAUGUCCCGUUUACACAGAGAUGAGGACUUUGCCUUCAUACUGUUAGGAUUAACUCGCCUGUUGAAUAAUCCUUUAACACAAACAUAUCUGCCUGGAUCAAGUAAAAAAAUUCAAAUGCACCAAGAAUUAUUAGUGCUGUUUUGGCGAAUGUGUGAAUGCAAUAAAAAAUUUAUGUAUUAUGUGUUGAAAUCAAGUCAUGUACUAGAUUUAAUUGUACCUAUCCUGUAUCAUUUGAAUAAUUCACGUAAUGAUCAAUCACGUAUUGGAUUGAUACACGUUGGUGUAUUCAUUUUGUUAUUGCUUAGCGGGACAAGGAAUUUCGGUGUUCGACUGAAUAAACCUUAUCGUCAUCGUUCUUUGUUAGAUAUACCAGUGUUUACUGGAACACACGCCGAUUUAUUAGUCAUAGUUUCACAUAAACUAAUCACAAGUGGUCAUAAUCGUCUGAAUCCAUUAUUCGAUUGUUUACUAACAAUCAUAGCUAACGUUUCACCCUACUUGAAAAGCUUGUCAAUGGUAUCAUCAAAUAAACUGUUGCAUUUAUUAGAUGCAUUCAGUCAACCAUGGUUCUUGUACAGUAGUCCAUCUAACUACCAAUUAGUAUUUUUAUUACUAGAAGUGUUUAAUAACAUUGUCCAAUAUCAAUUUGAUGGUAAUAGUAAUUUGGUUUACACGCUAAUUAGAAAGCGUCAAAUAUUCUUUCGAUUAGCCAACUUACCUACAGAUCAAGCCAGUAUAAAUAGUGUAGUUAAAAAGCAAAUCAAAUCAUCACAACAAGGGGUUGCUGCUGCCGGUGGUGGUGGUUAUACCACAAUAGAUAGUAGUGCUAGUGUUACCUCAAGAGUAUCCGUGGGUGAAAUUAGAAAGUCGACUGAUUCUUCUACAGGUCAACCGAUUUCUGAAAUGUCUAAUCGCCUGUCUAUGGAAUCUAAUCUACCCGGGACACCUCCAUCAACUCCAACUGAGUCUAUUGGUCAAGUAUCCUCUCAGCUGAAUGAAGUCAAUAUAAACGCUAAAUCAGGUGAUAUAAUUCAAACAAGUUUAGCAGAUAUACCACCAUUACACAAAAUGACUGAUCAACAUUUAGGCAAUGCUGGUGAAAUGCCUGAAUAUUACUCGAAUCUUACUGAUAACAAUCAUCAUAAUCACAAGCAUAGCAACAGUAAUAAUAGUGAUGAUAAUAAUGAUGAAAUUGAAAAUAAUUUAAUUUCGCAUUCUUCACCUGGUCAACGUAUCUCAUCAACACCUGUGGAUAAUAAUAAUGAAAAUGAGAAUAAUAGUAAUACAAGCAGUAGCAGUAAUAAUAAUAAUAAUAAUAACAAAGAUGCUCAUAAACAAUCAAUCGAUGAUGAUGGUGAUAAUGAUAAUGAACAGUCUUCUUCAUCGUAUGGAACUGCAAUGUCAGAAAGUUGUUCUUUGAAUAGGCUAAAUCGAUCGAAAGAGGUUUUAGAGUCUUCGUUAAACUCAAAUCUGAAAUCUCAUCAUUCUUCUGGUGCAACAACAUCAACAAUAACAACUGUUGGUAGUAAAGAAGAAGAUGAAGAAGAAGGAUUGCAUACAUCUCAUCCAAUAGUACUAUUAGGCGAUGAUGUCAAGUCUACAAAAUCAUCAGAUAGUUUACUGCAUUCAUCCAAUUGGCAACCAACGACUGAUUGGAUAUGUAGUUGGAAGGCGAAAAUGCCCUUACAGACAAUUAUGCGUUUAUUGCAAGUUUUAGUGCCUCAAGUUGAAAAGAUGUGUAUUGAUAAGGGUUUAACAGAUGAAACUGAGAUUGUUCGUUUUCUUCAAAAUGGUACACUGGUUGGUUUAUUGCCCGUCCCGCAUCCAAUAUUAAUACGGAAAUAUCAAUCGAAUAUUGGUACAACUAUAUGGUUUCGUAAUUAUUUAUGGGGAUUAAUCUAUCUAAGGAAUGUUAAUCCUCCUAUUUGGUAUGAUACAAAUGUACGCUUGUUUGAAAUUCAACGUAUGUGAUUCUUUCAACUUCCAAGACAAGACUGUGCGUGUGUGUGUGCAUUUGUGUCUGCGUGCGUCAAUCUUUCGCAUACUCAUAUUCAGUUGUCGUCGGUGUGUUGUUACUCGAUAAUAAACUGGUGAACAGUUGUUUUUUCUCACUAUCUACAGUCAAUUUUAAUUUCAAAUUACAUUCCAUUGUGCAUGUUUAUUUUCUUUGUUCAUAGAUAGACCGAUGCACACACUCACACACACAUACAUAAACGUAAAUUUAAGUACUGUGUAUUUUGUGCACUUUUCUAUCUUUACAUAUACACAUAUAAUCUCCUAUUGUCUUGUAUCUUAUGUUAGUAAGUGGUCUUUGUGUUCGUUGUCUGAGUGUCUCAUCAAUUGUUCUUCGUCAAAGUACAACAUACCUGUUGUGUCAUAUUGAUUCUCAGUAGCUGUAUUCCAUUUUCGUUUAUACUCUAAUGUUUAAAACUGUUGUGAAACUACUCAUUUUACUAGUAGGCGAAGUAAUAGGAAUAAUUAUAAUGCUCUAAAUCGUGAUAUUGUUUGUACAUUUUAUUUUAUAACUCGACCUGUUUUUUCUUCUCCUUCUCCAUUGGUGGAUGAAGCCAUACAAGUCAGCCCUGAUUGGUCGCGUUAACAUCAGAAAGAGGCAUCUACCAAUCAGAGAAUGAAUGUGUUGUAAGUGACCUACCUACCUACAAAGAGAUGAUUAGUGCAUAAGCCAUCAGGCUGACCACUUUCUCAUUCUCUGAUUGGUAGAUAUCAGUUGCUGGUGGUGAUAUAUGAACCAACCAAUCAUAGCUGACUAUUGUCAUUAUUAUCCACUAUCGUUGUGUACUUCGGUUAUUCAUUUGUCUAUUCAUUACCUUUUUUAUGUAUUGUUUCAAAUAACAACAACAAAACAAAUUUCAGCAUUUCACAAUUUGUUUAUUUAUUUUUUCUCCUUCCUUUCGUUGUACUUUUGUUAUUUAGUUUUGAGGGUUUUUUUCUCUUAUCGAUUUAUUUGUUCUGUUUUCUUCAUUUGUGAUAUGUAUGCCUGUUUAUACAUGUAUUGUGAAAAAUAAUUUACUCUACAUUAAUGUUUAUAAACUGUGAUAUGUGCGUACGUGCGUGUGUGUGUGAGUGUAUACCUACAGUUUAUAUAUCUGUAUGUAUAUGUAUAUUCGACAAACCAAUUUGUUUGUUCUGCAAACCGACCAAUAAAUAAAUCAAUAAUAAUCUCAAUACGUAUUUAAUUUUUUGAAUUGGGAAAAUAUUUGAUAGUUGUAAUGCCAAUAAAACAUUCAGAAGAC
Messenger RNA from Trichobilharzia regenti, 4352 nucleotides. The record is from the annotation of a GenBank genome assembly. NCBI's taxonomy places the organism in Eukaryota, Metazoa, Platyhelminthes, Trematoda, Strigeidida, Schistosomatidae.